AUGACGACAGAUUCCCCAGAAUUAAACCAUUAUACCACUACAGAACGAUCAGAAAGUCAUUCUAGCUCGAAAAAAUUGGAAUUGCAACCAACUGUCCCCUUGGUAAGUUUUAUCUUCCCAGAUAUGCGUGCUCUUCAUAGGUUGAAUAUCCAAUCAUCUGAAAACCCACCAUAUGAAGUCGUGAAAAUACAUGGAUUUGAAAUAUAUAUAGUGGAGCAAUGGACAGCAGAAAGGAGUUUUUCCACUGUAAUCACUUCAUAUACAGGUAAUUCACAAGAUGAAAUCACCGCAGUCAGGAUUCUAUUACCUGAGAAUCCGGAAUUCUGGCCAGGAAAUUUCAAGAAAUAUUAUCAAGAAUUGAUCUCCAUAUCACAACCUAAAAUAAUAAAGAAUAGUACCUUAUUUAUAACCAAUUUAUCAGUGGUUCCAUCAUCUUUAUACCUGAUACACGUAGAAUGUGGGGAUAUUAGAGAAGUAUGGGAAAAUUUUAAAGUCAACUUCAAUCUCAAAAGAUUACACUGUGGUGGUCGUCAAGGUUUAUUAUUAAAUGGUGUCUCCACAGCUGCUCUAGAGAAGUUUUCACAACUGUAUAAAAUUCCUAUAAAAACCCAAAACACGGGUUCAAAGCAACGCCAGCAACAACAACCAAAUGAUCUUCAAGCCGGAAUUGGCGAGGAUCACGGUCUACAAGAGGGGAAACCAGCAAAGGUUUCCAGUGAUGUCUUCUGUGCGAAAAAGCAUACCUCUCCAGUUGUAGAACUAAUUACCAUUAUUCAACUAUCUUUAAGUUAUUUUGGGUUAUUUAACUUUAAAAUUCAUAAGAGUGGUCUUUUAUGCGAAGAAACGAAAAGAGCCAUCGAUAGAUGGUGGGAAAUAUAUGGUAAAACAUAUAUGGGUAUAGCAAAACCAAGAAAUGAAACUACUAUGGGUCCGACUACUGUGACCUCCAUCAUUAGUCUUGUUUUGAGUUGUUAUUUUAAAUUGAUGGUAGAAGAUUGUAUUUCUGCUAAGGAUCCAUUCCAAGAAACUGAAAUGUAUUCCGGGAUAUAUACUUUCCAAAAGAAGAACGGUCUAGCUAAACAUCAUAAAUUACUUUAUUUCGACCCAGAAACUUUAGAAAGUUUAUUUGAAAUAUCGGCUAAAAGUUCAAAUACAGAUAUCUUUAAGUUUAAAAGAGUUGUUAAAUCAAGAGUGCAAGAUAUGGCAGGAAAAGGCAAUUUCAUGCAAUUAUCAAAUGAUAUCCUAACAUCAGACCUAGAUGUACUUGUUAAUAAUAUCCACGGAGGUGCUCUCGGAUUACUUUGGAAGGGUAAAGGGAAAUGUGUUCGAGAUUUGAAUAAUGGGUGGAAGAAGAAAAGAUUCACCGAAUUAGACUUUAAUCAUGGUAAUCUAGAUGAAGUGUUGAAAAAGCAAGAAUUAUAUUUGGACAAAUUGAAGAUAGAUGAAACAAUAUUGAGAAAGCAAUCGCCAGAGAAAUUUAAAUCUUCCGAUCUGUCUCCAGAUGAUCCUCUUUUCCAAAGCAAAAACGAACAUGAUGGUAGUGGGAAAGAACUGCAAGGUUUAAAAUCCCAAAAUGGAUCAAAUUCUUUAUUAUCCAUCUCCUCUAUGUUUUGUAACUAUGAUCGAUCGAAAUAUCUUAGAAGCCACGAUACUAAUGUUCAAUAUCAAGCUGAGUUCUAUAGAAGAAAAUCGUACCCUUUUAUCAAUGAUCAAACUGAGAUUGCAGCUUAUCAAGAUUCCAUUGGUGAAUAUAGGUUGAAUUUACAUAGAUCUAACUCUUUAUCAGAAGCAUCUACUGCCAUCGAAAUUUGGGAUCUACCGUUUGAUUCUUCUGUAGUCAAGAUGGCAAGAGAUCUUCUGAAGGUCAAAGUUCGUCUUCAUAAACAAGAGCAACAGAAGACGAGGGAUAAAAUUGUGAAUUUAUGUGAUGGGGAAAAUGCUGGUAUUGAAGAUGAAAAAUUCAGUUCAUCACUUCAUCAGCUACAUUUAGAAUUUACUAGUUGUUCCAAGAAGGCAGAUAAAUUCAAUGAAACGCAAUCCAAACUUGAAAAUAAACAUAAUUAUCUUCUAAAGGAAAUGCAAGAAUUAAAUUCACUAACUUCAAAAUUGAAAUAUAAUGUUCGACUGUUGAAUACUCGUAUGAGGGAUGUACAAGAUAGUGUUAAUGAGUUUGACAACAAGCUGAAUGUCUAUAGGAAAUUAUUAUUAAAACAAGGUCCAAACAUGACCCUUGCCAUAGAAACGGUUGACAAUGAUAUUGAGUUCGAUAAGUGCCUAAGAAACUUGAUACACGCUGAAAAAACAAAAUAUGGCGGUAUCUGCUUAAGAGUGUUGCGUAAAGAUUUUCUAAAUCAAUUAAGCAAGAAUCUGUUCAGUUGGAGUGAGUGGCUUUAUCACAAAUUUUUUUAUAAAACGGAGUUUGCAGAAGCUCCAACCUCUGAAUUAUACAAUUAA
Molecule: messenger RNA, 2454 nt
Organism: Naumovozyma dairenensis CBS 421
Lineage: Eukaryota; Fungi; Ascomycota; Saccharomycetes; Saccharomycetales; Saccharomycetaceae
Gene: STB6
Product: Stb6p
Exons: 1
Coding region: 1-2454 (817 amino acids)
Cellular component (GO): Sin3-type complex
Source: RefSeq, a predicted model, not a curated record